AACGCAGCGCGUGACGUCACGGCAGGGGCGCCGCCAUGGCCGCCCGCAGGGCGCUGCACUUCGUCUUCAAAGUGGGAGACCGGGCCGGCACGGCGCGCUUCUACCGGGACCUGCUCGGCAUGAGGGUGCUGCGGCACGAGGAGUUCGAGGAGGGCUGCAAGGCCACCUGCAACGGCCCUUAUGAUGGAAAAUGGAGCAAGACCAUGGUGGGCUACGGACCAGAGGACAAUCACUUUGUGAUGGAGCUGACUUACAAUUAUGGCAUUGGAGAAUAUCGCCUGGGCAACGACUUCCUGGGCAUCACUCUGGUGUCCAGCCAGGCUGUGAGCAAUGCCAAGAAGAUGGGGUGGCCCCUCAAAGAGGUCACCUCUGGUGUCUUUGAAGCUGAAGCCCCAGGAGGAUACAAGUUCUACCUGGAAGACAAGGAACAGCUCAAGCAAGAUCCCGUGUGGAAGGUAACCCUGGGCGUCUCAAACCUGCAGAAGUCUCUGAGCUACUGGUCUGGUUUGCUUGGGAUGAAAAUAUAUGAGAAGGAUGAGGAGAAACAAAGGGCUUUGCUGGGCUACGCUGACAACCAGUGCAAGCUGGAGCUGCGGGCUGUCGGAGGGGCAGUGGAUCACGGGACGGCGUUCGGCCGCGUCGCCUUCUCCUGCGCCAAGGACGAGCUGCCAGGCAUUGAGGCCCUGAUGAAAAAGGAGAACCAGAAGAUUCUGACCCCUCUGGUCAGCUUGGACACGCCGGGCAAAGCCACGGUGCAAGUGGUGAUUCUGGCUGAUCCCGAUGGCCAUGAAGUGUGUUUUGUGGGAGAUGAAGCGUUCAGAGAGCUGUCCCAGGUGGACCCUAAUGGUGACAAGCUGCUGGAUGAUGCCAUGGCUGCUGACAACAGUGACAAAUGGUUUGCUGAGCACAACAUGAAGAAGGGUUCAGCUUAGCUGGAGGAAUUGCCGGGCUGCUCCCAGGAACAUGCCACUCCUGCUUCCAGUGCUGCCCUCCAGGCAGAGCCCCUGCUGGAUUUUGGGUUGGUUUCAGCUGAUGUCUCUGCCUUUCCUUCCAAAAAAAUGGGGCUGUGCAGCAAAGGAGAGGCUGGCUUCAAAACCAGGGAUCAUCAGUCAAGAAAACCUCACGUUUCUGUGCUGUUGUACUUGGAAGAAAGGUGAACAGAUCCGUUAUUUUCUGAUUAAUUAAUUUCCUGAUUAAUUUGCUUGAGCUGUCCUUUAUUUGCAGGCUAGAGAGGAGAUUUUGAGGCUACUCCCCCUCUCCAGUGGGGUGCGGGGUGCAUCCCUUUAUUGAGAAAGAAAUGAUCUUGCCAAACUGUGUGAAUGAAUGCUCCAUCCUUGUUUCCAUUCCAAGGUUUCCCCAACUUCCAGGGGGAAGUUUCACUCGAGGAGCCCCUGGGGUGUUUUCUCGCUGGGAUCCUGCCCCUUCUCCAGGGGAUUUCCACGUUCCAGGAGGGAGCUGAGGCUGGGCUUUGGGGUUUGUAGCUGCAGUGUCUGCUGAGGUGCCAGGGGCAGCUUGAAGUAAGUUUUGCAGUUAGGUUUUGGUGAGAAACUUUGGAAAUAACAGUUCAGGGUUUGUUCUGUUGGAAUGAAGUCAUUCUGCUUUUGCUGGGAAUGCAGGGAGUCAUUCCUGGCAUUGCUUGUGCCAGGUGUGCUGCCCGACUGCUCAUUUUCCUGAUGAAAACCAUAAAUAAAACCCCUUAAAUCAGGUUUUCAUCAUGAAACUGCAAUGGGUUUCAGGUACGCUGCCCGACUGCUCAUUUUCCUGAUGGAAACCUUAAAUAAAACCCCUUAACUCAGGUUUUCAUCAUGAAACUGCCUUGAGUUUCACAGAGAUCAGGCAGCGUUGGCACUUCCGAGCUGCACCAGCAGAAAUUCCUCGCUGCUGUUUUGUCCGAGCUUUUUUAAUGACGGUUUUGAAUUCGUGAAAUUAAACACGUUGAUAUUGGAGCACGGCAA
Motacilla alba alba is the source of this 1955-nucleotide messenger RNA. RefSeq names its product glyoxalase domain containing 4 (gene GLOD4). The coding region runs from base 36 to 932 and encodes 298 amino acids. NCBI's taxonomy places the organism in Eukaryota, Metazoa, Chordata, Aves, Passeriformes, Motacillidae. The transcript has 9 exons. The record is from RefSeq and is a predicted model, not a curated record.